AUUUUUUAACAACCUCUUACAUCUUUUCAAGCUAUUAAAAGCUUUUAGUCAACUGUUGGUUUAUUAACCAAUCACAAGCUACUUAAAAUGUGAAAAUGGAAAAAAGGCCUUUAAAUUCUGCCUCAAGCUUGUAUUUUAAUUUUUAUUCUUCUCAAAUUGGAUUGAAAGUCUAAUUGUUUACUUCUGAGCAAACAUCUUCAUCUUUGAAAAUCAAAUCAAGUUUUUUAUGUUCUUAGAAUCAAAAAUUUCAACUCACAUGCUAUGGGCAAAUUAAAUGCUACAGAUUUCCUAGCUUCGACAGUGGUAAAUUUUUCCCACGACUUUUCAGAUUCCAAAACAAAUUCCGAACUGUGGAAGCAUUCCGAGUUUGAAGUCUACUUUCGUGGCUUUUGCAUCAUUAAUGUCAUUUCAUUCUUCGUUAUUGUCUCCUUUCUGUCCAAGCAGGCUGGGAACUUGAAGAACUUCACUUCCUACCGCAUUUACUGCAUAGCACUAGCCUGCAGUGACCUUCUGCUGUCGGUGGAUGGAUUCGUGGCCGUCUCUGAACUGGACUUCGCUUUUCAUCAGGAAUGGGCGUUGCAGCUGGAAGCAGCGAUAAUGAUGUUUGCAGGAUUAUUUUCCCUGAAUAAUCACGUCGUGAUAGCUUGUGAACGACUUCAGGCAACGAUGAUUUCCAGGCCAAAUCGUGCCAGAAUACGCCUCCAGGCGCGAGUUAACGGGAAUGCACUACUAGUGGUCCUCGGAUCUCUCGUAAUGUCUCUAGUGUGGACCCUUCUAGCCAGCUUCUGUCAGGGUCCUGGGUUCGCCCUGGACAGUUCUGGACAGAGUUGGGGUCUCAACUGGCGCACUGAUACGGUCAAGAGUCUGGUAUACAUUUGGAUGUUGAUGGUGUUUGAAUUUGGCAUUCCCAUUGUCAUUGUGGUGUACGUGUACGUGAAGAUUUGGCUGGUCAUUCGCAAUGGAAAAUUCCCUCACCAGAUGACGCCAAGGAGACGGCGAAUUGUGAUCAUGUGUAUGAUUUCCACCGCUUCCUUCCUUCUCGCCUGGGUGCCCUACGCUGUAUUGGGCAUGUUCAUGAUAUUUGGAAUCCCCUUCGGUAAAGUUUUCUCAUUGACUGCAAACACGAUCGCGAAGACAUCCUGCAUCUACAAUACACUGAUUCUGCGACAUGCCAGCGACACCUCUGCCCCCACAACAACCCCCGUCAACUCUCGGCGGCGUGCGAACGGAAACAACUGCCCAAAUAACAAUCCUUCGAAUGAAAGCUGGGUUCGACGUAUGAUCAACCGAAUCAGAAGCUGCCCAUCUUCAGCUCCUCCGAAACUGUCGUUAACGGAAAUGUUCAUGCGUGGACAAAGCUGCGCGAAGACAUCUACAGUGACUCAAGUAUUCGCAUCUAACAACACUGGAUUAGCCGUGCCAUACAUUAACUCGUCAAUCUCGGUAUCGACUGAAAAAGUGGCGCUUCCGAAGAUAGUCGAAGCUGACGACAUAGUCCGAGGGGGAGUUAUAUUGGAAGAAAACGAAGAAGAAGUUAUCAUUGCUCGUCUUCGCGAGCCGUUCGUACAGUCUUCGAUCAAGCCUUCCUUUGUAGUUCUCGGAAUGUGCGACGACUAUAAUAGUGUUUGUGUUGACGAUCCUAUGAAAACCUCUGCUCUGUAGAUGUGACAAACAGUUUUAAGAUGAAGAGGAUAAACUGACAGGAGCUCUGAUAGCUUUAGCCUCCAAGUUUGAACCUCCAAACUCAAUAUUUGUCGAGCACCAUAAAAAUGUUUGGUUUACUUUGGAGCUUAUCUCAAAAUUUUUAAUAUCCAUAAUCCAAUAACCGGAGAUAAUCAUUAUAUUUGCUUAGCGCGUUUUUUGUUUACUCUUAUUCCAGGAUAAUCAUUAGAGCCAUAAAAGGUUGAACUUGUAAAGAUAAAGCUACCGUGGUAGAUGUUUCUUUUGAAACCUCUGCGCGCUUUACCGAUUUUUUUUGAAGACGGCGCUAUUUUUAUGACUAUUUUUUAUUAAUACUGAAGUUGAACUCAUUCAAACAUAUCGAGGUUGCAAUUUAGUAGUUGAAAUUUUAUACGGCCACAUUUGGGCUAAGAAUUUUUGUUUUCCCAACAAAAUGUAAUUUUAAAAUUGAUUCGUUUUAUGUAAAGUAGGUAUAAAAUUCAGAUUUGCCCCGUUAUUUUAAUCGACAUAACUUGCGCUCCAGGCAGAUUUUACUGCCAUAAU
Messenger RNA from Symsagittifera roscoffensis, 2223 nucleotides. Its product is annotated as rhodopsin, G0-coupled-like. Bases 262 to 1662 code for a protein of 466 amino acids. Gene Ontology annotation, cellular component: plasma membrane; photoreceptor outer segment. The record is from RefSeq and is a predicted model, not a curated record. NCBI's taxonomy places the organism in Eukaryota, Metazoa, Xenacoelomorpha, Acoela, Convolutidae. The transcript has 6 exons. Gene Ontology annotation, biological process: cellular response to light stimulus; phototransduction; G protein-coupled receptor signaling pathway. Gene Ontology annotation, molecular function: G protein-coupled photoreceptor activity.